Mucor velutinosus is the source of this 1560-nucleotide messenger RNA. RefSeq lists its product as uncharacterized. The transcript has 4 exons. Lineage: Eukaryota; Fungi; Mucoromycota; Mucoromycetes; Mucorales; Mucoraceae. Gene Ontology annotation, molecular function: transmembrane transporter activity. Bases 1 to 1560 code for a protein of 519 amino acids. Gene Ontology annotation, biological process: transmembrane transport; amino acid transport. The record is from RefSeq and is a predicted model, not a curated record. Gene Ontology annotation, cellular component: membrane.
AUGACGAAUAGAAAUGUAGCGAAUGAGACAUCAUCUAUACACAAUCAACCCUCUGUUGAGAAAGUAGAUAUUAGACAUGUGGAAACAAACAACUUGGAUGCGGAUGCUCAACGGUUGCAAGAUCUCGGGUACAAGCAAGAAUUCAAACGUGAGAUCAGCCUGUUUGUUCAAUUUGGGUUUGCUUUUUCAACGAUGGCGGUGCUGCCUAGUUGGAUGGUAACAUUCGGUCCCUGUUUGAGUGCUGGAGGUCCUGCAGCUUUAUUUUGGGGUUGGCUUAUUGUGUCAACCUUUGUGAUGUGUAUCGCACUGUCUAUGGCCGAAGUCAUCUCAGCAUUUCCUUUAGCAGGAGGUGUUUAUUCGUGGUCGCUCAUGCUGAGUGAUAAGAAAUGGGCACCUUUCAUGGCUUGGAUCAAUGGAUAUGCGUAUCUCACAGGCUUGAUCGCAGUGGUAAUGACAUUAGCCUACACAGCAGGUGACUUUAUCUAUGCGAUCGCAAAUACUUUGAACGAAAAUCAGAUCAGUUCACAAGGGGCAUCUGUUGGCCUUUAUAUAGGACUCGUAAUAGCAGGCACCUUAUACAAUAUUUUGGGCCUGAGGUUCAGUGCAUACUUGAACCAAUUUAUGGUUGUUUGGGUGCUGAUUGGAACACUGAUUGUUAUCAUCACCGUUCCUGCUAUGGCUCCCACUCAUAACACUGCUAAAUGGGUUUUCACCAACUUUGUAAACAAGACUGGAUAUGAGAGUGAUGGCUUGGUCUUUUUGAUUGGUUUGUUAGCAUCUGGAUGGGCUCUAGUUGGAUACGAAUGUGGUGCACAGAUUGUCGAAGGCACAAGAAAUGCUGCAACUACUGCUCCUAGAGGUAUCGUCAUCUGCGUGAUAGGUGCUGUCUUGCAAGGUUUUGCCUUGAUCAUUUCUACCUUAUUCUCCAUCCAAGACAUUGAUGAGCUGUUGAACUCUGACAUGCCAGUUGCUACCUUUUUUCUGAGAGCUACCAACAGCCCUGCUAUCACAGCCUUCUUUUUGGUCAUCUUGCUAGUUGCUCAAAUCGGAUCCCUUUGCAAUUCAAUUCUUGCUGCUGGCAAUUUCAUGUGGAGUUUAUCCCGUGAUGGUGUAUUGCCUUACUCUAAGUUUCUGUACAAUAUCUCUGGCGACCGCAGUAUUCCCAUCAAUUGUCUUUUGGUGCAACUUGUCAUCUGUAUCUUGGUUAUUUUGCCUUCAUUUGGCUCUGUGGUUUAUUGGCAGGCUAUUAUGAGUGCUGCUGUCAUUUCAAUUAACGUAUCCUACGGUUUACCUUUGCUCUGUCGUCUUAUUUGGGUCCGAAAUGAUAUGCCAAAAGGCCCUUUCCAUUUGGGCAAGUUUGGAUUACCUCUCAACUUUAUCAGUGUUAUCUGGGCAAGCUUCUUUGCUGUGAUUCUUUGCAUUCCAUCGGCCUCACCUGUAAAUCCUGAAAAUAUGAACUGGUCUUCCCUAAUGAUCGGUGCUGUCAUGUGCUUCUCCAUCUUUUUCUGGUUUAUUUCUGGUAGACAUACCUUCAAAGGUGUCGUUCAAUCAACAGAUUGA